This is a messenger RNA of Dipodomys ordii (Ord's kangaroo rat), 1539 nucleotides long. RefSeq lists its product as uncharacterized. The record is from RefSeq and is a predicted model, not a curated record. Gene Ontology annotation, molecular function: methyltransferase activity. NCBI's taxonomy places the organism in Eukaryota, Metazoa, Chordata, Mammalia, Rodentia, Heteromyidae. Bases 1 to 1539 code for a protein of 512 amino acids. The transcript has 10 exons. Gene Ontology annotation, cellular component: mitochondrion.
AUGCAUGAGAGGAAGUGGCUUCAGUGGCUGGCUGAGGCCUCAAUUGAAGUGAAGGUCCUGACUAGGAGCACAGAGCAUGUGGAGCUAGCACAGGAGACACAUCACUUCAAGCAGCCUCGCAGUGGCAUGGUGGCCAUGGACUGUCCCAAGUCCAAGGUUCCAAUUAUCAUGGUGGUGGCAGUGGCCACAGAGGAGGAGGCCACUGAGGAGGAGGCAGCUGAAGAGGCUGCCUUGGCGGCAGCAGUGGCAGGGACAAUGGCAGUAUUGGCAGAAACAGGUCUGGCUGUGUAUGAAGAGGGAGCUGAGUUGUCUGCAGCUGAGGGGGAGGAGAGGUCGCACUCGCCCUACCAUGUGCCCUCAGACCCCGCGCCUCCCUCCCCAACCCUUCCCAAGACUCCGGGCCUGCCACACCUGGAGCCUCUGCGCACAGCUUCUCCCAGCAGCAGACGUGAGCGGCCACCCUACGGACCCACACCCUGGGACACCAUUGCCCAGCGAACCAUUCGACCCCCCCUCACAGUCUCCCCCAUUCUGUGGACCCAGACCCGUGCCUCCCGCCUCCCCUCUCCUGUCCCACCUAUGCCUCCCCUGCAUCCCACAGUAUACCCUUGCUCUGCCGCACAUGCACCCCAGGGGGUGACCACCACAAUCAAGGACAUCAUGAGGAGCAAAGAUGGUGACCUCUCCAUCCCCAGCCUGCCAGCUGUGAGCAGAGAAUAUUCCCAGCAUUGCACUGGAAUCUGGGAAAUUCAGAGAACCAGGAUGCUUCAAGGAUCCUUUCUCUGCAAGAUGAAACUUGGGGGCCGGAUGUGGUGGACCAUCCUAUGCCUUGGGGACUGGGACUUUUGCUGGCUCAAUCUGAAGAUGACACCCCCAGUGUUCAUUUCUCAACCAGAGACAGAGGAACUGGUUGAAUGGGUGCUGGAGGAGGUGGCCCAGGGUCCCCAUGUGGCUGGGACUCAAGGUGGCCCUCCCAUUCUGGAGGUGGGCUGUGGGUCAGGAGCUGUCUCACUCAGCCUAUUGAACAAGCUCCCUGAAAGCCAAGUCAUUGCUGUCAAUAAGGAGGAAGCUGCCAUCAGAUUGACCCAGAACAAUGCUCACAGGCUUCAGUUUCAGGAUAGAAUUCAGAUCAUUGUACUCGAUAGGGGAAGUGGACACUCCUUCUGCCCUGAAGACCUGGACCCGGUUAUCAGCAAAACUCCCAACAUCUUCCACCAGGACAUGAAGCAGCUGGCUCCAGAAAUACUCAGCACCUUUGUGAACUUAAAGGAGGAGCUGAAGAGCAAGCAAAGGUGUUGUGAGAAGGAGCAGCAGUUGGCCAGUCAAAGGAACUCUCCUGUGACCCUGCCAAAACACUUGAAGGUUAAGGAGCACAUUGAGAAAGAGAGUGGGAUCCUGAAAGCAAGUUUGAGAGAAAAGGGCAGUGGCAACAGCUGGGGCAGUGGCAACAGCUGUGGCAGCAGCAGCAGCAUCGACAGCAGCAGUGAACAACUCCAGACCCGUAGUGGGUGCAGCGCUUCUCCAUACUGGUUUACAUAA